AUAUGUAAGACCGGAGAGUCAAGAAUAAGCUAUAACUUAGAUGCAUUUGGCCAUUUGUGAUCAGAACCUCAUCAAUAUUUUGGAACAUCUGACCUGGUGCGAACAGACGACACUAACUUAGUUACAUCCGGUCUUGUGCGAUAAAAGAUACAAAACAACAACAAUAAAUUGGUACACCUGACCAAGACAGGUACAAGUGAAAAUGUUGAUUUUACAACUUUUUGCAACCCUGCUUUUGUUGACUGACUCGGCGUGCUCAAAAGAUCUCCUUGUUGGCGCCUUCAAUAUUCAGAUAUUUGGACUUAACAAAGUAAAGAAAACUGACGUCAUGGAUGCUCUAGUUAAGAUAAUUCGAAGGUAUGACCUCCUAUUUAUACAAGAGAUACGAGACACGUCCGGUACAGCUAUAAAUAAGCUGCUUAAUGACGUCAACAAGGAUCAGCCUGAGCCGUUUGAGAUGGUUCUCAGUGAACGACUUGGUCGGAGCGUCAGUAAGGAACAGUAUGCGUACUUCUACAGACCGUCGUCUGGUCUACAGGUAAAGGAACAGUUUGUGUAUUAUGACACCAAAGUGAUUGCGGGUAAAGCGGAGGACUUGUUUGAAAGACAGCCCUACAUCGUCUCAUUUACAUCCAGUCAAACAGAAUUGGAUUCGUUUGCCCUAAUCGGCAUACACAUUGCCCCGACUCACGCUGUCAAAGAAAUCAACUAUCUAAAGACCUACGUUGUGGACGAAGUAAGAAAAACACUCGGGGAACCAAAUUUGAUGAUAAUGGGAGAUCUGAAUGCUGACUGUAACUACGUGUCACGGAGUAAAUGGAGGCAUAUACCUAUGAAGACAGAUAAAUCGUUUAAAUGGUUGCUAGGAGAUGAAGUAGAUACAACGGUGAAGAAAACCCACUGCGCAUACGACAGAUUUAUAACAACUGGACAAGGAUGGGAUUACGGAAUAGUGAAAAAUAGUGCAAAGGUAUACAGGUUUGAUGAAGACGUAGCGAGACUAGGAAAGAUAGAUUAUUAUUUGGCAGCGAACAUCAGUGAUCAUUACCCAAUAGAAUUUCUUUUAGCAGAAACACAGUACUACAUUGUGUCAGUUUCGAACAAGUUAUAUAUUGAACUGUAUGCUGAGAAAGGGGGUCUUACUGUAGAUGAUUUUUAUGGAAUCAGGCUAGGAGUUGGAGAUGUUUUAAAGGUGUAUGACACUAAAGAACAAGCAGUUGGUGAGGUGCAGAAAUACUCAGAAGACGAUAAAAAACUUACAAAAGAACUGAUAAAGUUGAUGACCAGAAUUGGCAGCGGUUUGGAAGUGUUCAUAGAGCCAAUAAAAAAUCGCUGGCGUGGAAAACAGAAUAGUCGGAUUGUUAUACCUAUAUCAGUGACUGAGAAAAGUAAAGCAACGGCUGUAUGGAAUGCUUUGAAUAACGUCUGUAAAUCGACGUACUUCAAGUGUUCCAAAAAUGGAUUCUAAACAAAAUGAAAUGGCGGGUAUUUGGUAUAAGGCUAUAAUUGGAGAGGCCGUUAUCCGUAGAUUUUUUUUUGUCUUUUAAUAAAAUCAAACCAAUGUACUUUAAUUGAAAAAGAGAAAAAUAUUUGUAAAUUUUCAAUAAAGCAGAUCGGGCAUGCACGGAGUCUUCGCCAAACCUACUAAAAAUAGAAUUUGGGUGUUUUGUUACGCAACGUUUUAUUCUGUGUUCAUGUAUGAUUUGUUUAUAUUUAUUUUUUGUUGUUGUUAAUUCUACCUCCAGAUAUGACAGUUGGAUAUAAAACAAUGAUAUUUGUUAAGUUUUUUAAAAUUAAUUUACAUCCUCUUAGGUGAAAAUUUUACAAAAGGGCAAAUUAAGCUUAAGCAAACAUUGCAAUACAAACGCUUUUUAAUGUCAAUAAUACGUUCUAGUAUUACUGUUUUUUACAUAGACUGUAUGAUUGAACAAACAAAUACCUCUACAAUUUAUAUCAUAUCCUCAAUAUUUUAUAUUGAAUACAAUUAUAUUUUUAUAACUAUAUAAUGUUUUGACAUAUUGGUUUUAUAUAUUUUACAUUUUAUAUUGGUUAUGUCGAAUAUCGGAUGUUUUAAAUAUUUUACAUUUAUAUUGGUUAUAUCGAAUAUCGGAUGUUUCGUAUUGAAUACGAUAUAUAUUUGCAUUGGCUAACAUGGAAUCUCGCAUUGACUAUAAUAUAUUUUCUAUAUUUUACAUGAAAUGUGUUAUAUUGAAUAUAUUAUGUUUGUUUGUUUUUAUUUAAAGGAACACAUUUU
Ruditapes philippinarum (Manila clam) is the source of this 2254-nucleotide messenger RNA. RefSeq names its product deoxyribonuclease-1-like. Lineage: Eukaryota; Metazoa; Mollusca; Bivalvia; Venerida; Veneridae. The record is from RefSeq and is a predicted model, not a curated record. Bases 203 to 1468 code for a protein of 421 amino acids. Gene Ontology annotation, cellular component: nucleus. Gene Ontology annotation, biological process: DNA catabolic process. The transcript has 9 exons. Gene Ontology annotation, molecular function: DNA nuclease activity.